GUGAUGCUGACGUAGCCAGCCCAGGGACCCUGCUUUUGAGAAACACUGAUGUAGAAGGACCUUCACAGUGCUUACACUCAGCGAGGAGGGUUUGUUGUUACGGGAGUGGCAUCGGUGCUCCCAGUGUUCGCCUGGCAGCUGGCUCUGUGGCUCUGCAGACCCUGUGUGUGGUCAGAACCCACCUGGACCAUGUCUCUCCCAGAGGCAGACCAUCCUACAGAUCCCACGGGCUGCCCCACCCCGCUGAAGACACAGCGACCUGCUUGUCAUUCUCCUUUGGGAAAGGACAAAGAUACAUCAGAGGAAGAGCGGCUGUCCGGGGUGGAGCCUGAGCAACCUCAGUGUGGUCCAGAGAACAGCAACCCAGACAGUGUCUCCUGGAAGCAUCUAGAAACCGGUUCUCUUGGCCCCAUGCAGAAGGUGAAGUCAUCUGGCCCAGAGGCGCAGCCCCAAGGCCGUGAGACCUCUCCUCAGGGCCCAUUAAGCCUGUCCAAGAAGCACUGUGAGAACCAGGGGACCCUUCUGCAGUUUGACCGGCAGGCCCCUGGACGCAUUUCCACCUCUCCUACCUUGAGGAGGUUAAGGGGCAGUGGCAGGGGGACUUCUUUCUCACUGUCUCAGCAAGAUGCCUUGCAAGUGCCCAUUUGGGGAAGCUGGAGAGCCCUUGCAGGCUCCCCAGGUCACCAAUCCAAGAGCCCACUUGGAAGCCCAAAGGAUUCGCCACACUCCCUGUAUCCCUCAAGUCCCCACUCAGGACCACCUGCGGACCCUAGCAGGGCCCUCAGCACAGCUGACUCCAUGGAGUCCCAAACCGGGUCUCCUGAUGAGGACCCCCUUCCAGUGCCACAGCCCAUCAGCCAACCGUCCCUUCACCAGCCCUCUCUUCCAGCACAAGAAGACUGUGGACCUCCCAGCCCCAGCCCACGGCACCCAAAUCCUCAGGCAGAAGAAUCACAUCGCUCCAGGUUCUAUGAGCACAGGCGGAGUUCCGUGGUGUUGAACUUACCUGGACUUGAAGUGUUCCCCGGGGACCUCCUGGUGUCUGACGGAGCUGCCGAUUAUCUGUGCCACCCACUUCUGCUGCUGAAUUCAGAAUCCAAAAAACCAAGAUGGCCUUUCUCCAAGAGAGGAGCGGGCAGAGACAAACACAAGUACAUAACCGAUUUGGAAAACUGCCUAUCUUCAGUGAAGAUUAGAGACUUUGAAGGCUAUGAGUUUUGCAGCCUAAAGGAUAAGACCUGGAAUGAAGUCAUGGAAACACAUCAGAAAGUCCCUACUGAUCAAUUAGACUUAAGAAAGCAGCAAGAGGCUGUGUGGGAACUUUUCACAAGUGAAUGCACUUAUUUCUUGGACCAUUUAUUAGUUCUUAAGAUGAUCUUUGUGAAUACACUAAAAUAUCUGCAGAAUCAUGAGUAUCUUCUGGAUGUGGAUUUAUGGAGACUUUUCGCAAACCUGGAGGAGUUAACCCAGACCAGCCUUGGCUUUGUGAACAGUCUUUUCAGCACCAUCAAGGACUAUGUAGCAGCGUCUGAGGCUUCGCCACUGAUGGACUUCAUUUCUGUGCUCAGAAAGUAUUUCCGUGGAAGUCUCUGUCAGAGCCACCAGAUGUACUGCCUGAACUACUCUGCUGCUGUGUUUUAUCUGGAGACCCUGAGGCAGAGGGAUGACUUCGGCAUUUACCUAAAAUGGUGUGAGCAGAAUGAACACUGCAGACGACUUCAUCUGCCCGAGCUCUUGGUGGCCCCACUACACAGGCUUACCCGGUAUCCCUUGUUGCUGAAGAACAUCUGGAAAAGGAGUGCAGACUCUACUGAGAAAAUCCUGAUCUACUCCAUCAAGGACAAGGUGGAAAAAUCUCUCCGGGAUCUUGAAGGAAAAGUGAAGUGGUUGGACAAUUUCCAAAAAUUUAGACAUCUACAGGAGAUUAUAGUGUGGCCUCCGCUUUGGGACAGAGAUAAAAGGUUUUUCAUUCCAGAGUAUUUGAAACACAUUUUUAAAGAAAACAUGGCAGAAAACAUCUUGUCACCAACAAACAGAAGCCUUCUCUAUGAAGGGAAAUUAACUCUUGCAGAGAGCACAAGAUUCCUGGACGUUUACCUGUUCCUCUUUGAUGACUUCCUCUUAGUUACAAAAACUAAGCGCAACAAAAAGAAACUUGGAGGCUCAGACACUGGCAUAAUGUGUCCUUCACUUACUCCUGAGCUGCAAACCAUAAUAAAAGAGGGCGGUUCAUGCACAGUACUUGAUCAACCCAUUCCACUAGACAGACUGGUAGUCAAAAGUAUUGACCUGCUCCACGUGUCAGUCUUUGGACUGAGAAAUGCUUUUCUUCUACAACAUGAAAACAGAUAUCGACAGUGUACAGCAGCAUUCUUAUUACAAGCCCAGACGGAAAAUGACAAAAAAGCAUGGAUAGCACAAAUAACAGCAGCAAUCUCUUGCUUCAAUAAGAAUCAGGAAACCAAGAAAAUAUCUUUAUUCACAUUGCCUGCAGAAUCUUCCGAAAUUUAGGAACUUAAAACAAGUGCAUACUUUUUCAGAGGUUAGGGUUUAAAUCAUUUCAUGAAACUUACUAACUUUUCUCUCAUAAUGAGCUAAAAGGAAAUGUGCUUUUUAAAGGCAUUCCAGAAUUUGAGAAUUUAAGCUAGGAAAGUCCUUAGAGGAAUAAUGACUGCAACAAAUUUGAAUUCGGAAGACUCCCUGACAAAUAUAUAUUGCUGUCCUGACUUCUAAUGCUUCAGUCAGACCUGUAUGAAGCGGUGAAGAAUGGUGCUGUUAUAAUUUGUAAAUGGUGAAUGACCAGACAAAGGCAGUAUCAGAACGACUGGGAAGUGCUUGUGUCCAAUGUGAAUUCUAGCAUUCUAAUCCAUAAGUAUCCAUAAAAUAAUGAAACCAAUUUUUCUACAUUGCUUGUAAAUCAGUCUUAGUGCUUUAUAGUCAGUCCUACCUCAAACACAAUGACAAUUUUUGAUCUACAAAGUUUGUGGCUUUUUAAAUAUAUUAAUAAAUGAGUUCACUUCAA
Fukomys damarensis (Damara mole-rat) is the source of this 3022-nucleotide messenger RNA. It is a transcript of the gene Plekhg7, whose product is annotated as pleckstrin homology and RhoGEF domain containing G7. The record is from RefSeq and is a predicted model, not a curated record. Gene Ontology annotation, molecular function: guanyl-nucleotide exchange factor activity. Bases 190 to 2511 code for a protein of 773 amino acids. Gene Ontology annotation, biological process: Rho protein signal transduction. Lineage: Eukaryota; Metazoa; Chordata; Mammalia; Rodentia; Bathyergidae. The transcript has 18 exons.